Vespula vulgaris is the source of this 14180-nucleotide messenger RNA. RefSeq names its product dystrophin, isoforms A/C/F/G/H. The record is from RefSeq and is a predicted model, not a curated record. The transcript is spliced from 55 exons. Gene Ontology annotation, cellular component: plasma membrane. NCBI's taxonomy places the organism in Eukaryota, Metazoa, Arthropoda, Insecta, Hymenoptera, Vespidae. Gene Ontology annotation, molecular function: zinc ion binding; protein binding. Bases 535 to 12930 code for a protein of 4131 amino acids. Gene Ontology annotation, biological process: synaptic signaling.
AAAAGAGGAAGAAGAAGAAGAAGAAGAAGCGGAACGCGUAGAGAGAGAAGCAACAGCGGUCGGAGAAGAAAGGACGACGAUAGUGACAAAGCAAGAAAGAGAAGAAGAGAGAGAGGAAAGAAAGUCGUGUGUGCCGUGCGUGUGCGCACGUGUGCGGUGUAUCGCGCGUGUGUAGCGCACGCGUGCGCAAGUCCGAACACGAGAGCGGCGAGUGCGGAUGCAGUGUUACCGCGCGCGUAUUAUACCUAGACGGACGUGUGCACCGUCGACCGUAUCCCCGCGUGUACCACUUGACAGUGCGGAAUCAACAAGUGUCGUCUAAGUACUUGUCGCGCGUCAACUGACUUUCGAUUUUUGCUCGCCUUUCCAGGACGAUCCUCGAGCAAUUCUUUCCUCGCACUCGUACUAGUUACUACGAAGAAAUCGAUUUUCGUCACGGAAACGUUCCGAUCGACGCUGACACCGGAUAGGCCCGUUACACGUCGUCGAUCGUACCAAGUGGCCGUGGAUGGCCACUUUCGUCUGCAUCUCAAGAUGGAAGUCGUCUAUAUAGAUGAACGAGAAGACGUGCAGAAGAAGACCUUUACGAAAUGGAUCAACUCGCAGCUGCUGAAGAAUCACCACGAACCGAUAUCCGACCUGUUCGUCGAUUUAAGAGAUGGAAACCGGCUUCUGUCCCUCCUGGAGGUACUCACGUCGAAAGUUUACAAAAGAGAACGCGGUCGUAUGCGGGUUCACCACCUUAAUAAUGUUAAUAAAGCAUUGCAAAUCCUCGAACAGAACAAUGUGAAGCUUGUAAAUAUUAGUAGCAAUGAUAUCGUAGACGGUAAUCCAAAGUUGUCACUUGGUUUAGUAUGGAGUAUUAUUUUACACUGGCAGGUACAUUAUCAUCUAAAAGACUUGAUGACGGAAUUGCAACAAACCAAUUUAGAAAAAACUCUUCUCGCUUGGUGCCGACAAAACUCUCAGAGUUAUCCUGGCGUCGAUAUAAAGAAUUUUACAACUUCCUGGUCCGAUGGACUAGCGUUCAAUGCGCUUUUACAUCGGUGCAAACCGCACUUGUUCGAUUUCAACUCUAUAUCCCGAAAACAUCCCAAUGCCAGGUUAGACCACGCUUUCCGUUUCGCCGAAGAACACCUUAGAAUAGAACGACUUUUGGAUCCAGAAGAUGUCAAUACGUCGGUGCCGGACAAGAAAUCGAUAAUGAUGUACGUUAUGUGCCUGUUCCAAUGUUUAACUCAAUCCGGAGACGAUGCCGGUGAUUUGGAUCUAUCGAUCGCGAGUGAUAAUAGUCCUGUCGCAACACCAGGCGCAGAGAACACGUUGUCUUUGUCAACUUUUGGAAUGCCGACGUCACGUCCGAUGAGUCUCGCGACUAACGUUUCCGUUGAACUCGGUGGUUAUCAGGUUGCUCUCGAAGAAGUUUUAACGUGGCUGUUAGAGGCCGAGGAUAAGUUGAAUCACGCGCCAGAACUCGGGACGAAUUUGGAAACGUUGAAGCAACAAUUUCACGAUCACGAGGCCUUUUUGAUAGAAUUGACGGGGCAUCAGGAUGGCGUCGGUGCCGUUUUGGAGGAAGGUGCGAGGUUGUUGGCGGAGGGCGGUUUGCACAAGGACGAAGAGCACGAGGUACGCGUUCAAAUGUCGCUCCUCAAUUCGCGAUGGGAGGGACUUCGAAUGAGGGCGAUGGACACGCAGACCAGAAUCCACGAGGUCUUGAUGCAAAUGCAGCAGGCGCAGAUCGAUGCGCUGAGACAAUGGUUGACGAAAACCGAAGAUAGAAUUUCUUUAAUGGCUGCGAUCGAAUUGAAUCAAUCUAGUCUAGAUGAACAGAUAAAGCGAUUAAAUGAAUUAGAACAGGAUAUAAAGGCGCAACAGGAUGUCGUAGAUAGCAUGAGAAAUAUCGUGGUUGUCGUGGACGAAGAAAACUCGGAGGCAGUCUAUACGGAAAUGGAAGAUCAAUUAUCGGCUCUAGGAGAACGAUGGGCUCACAUUUGUCAGUGGAAAGAGGAGAGACGUCAACGACUUCAGUCUCUCUCUUUGCUCUGGCAAGCUAUCGUCGACGAUCAUAAAAAGUUAGUUGCUUGGUUAAACGAAACGGAGAUUACGCUCAAGCAAAUGGAAGCUAAUCCAGCCAGCGAGAUCGGCGAAGUACUAGAGAGAAUAAGAAAAUUGCAAAUUUUAAAAAUGGAGAUGGAUCUAAAUCAGAAGAAAGUAAUAUCCUUGCAAGAGUCCAUGCAAGAAUUGGAUAGUCAAGGAUCUUCUCCCGAUAGCGUCAAUAUGUUAGAAAAAAUCGAGAAUUUGCAGGACCGAUGGGACGCUGUUGGACAAAUUAUGGAAGUUCAAAGUCAAAGGAUCACUAGCUCCGGUUUUGAAUUCGAUUUAAAGUCUGAGAGGGAUACGACUGUUAUCAGUAGUAACGAAUGGAUGUCGGAGACGGUAACGAGUAUCGCUUAUAAGGAAGAGAUCGCCGCAACGUCGACACCUCAGAGCGACAUGAAAAAACGACGCUUAGAUAACGCAACCAAACACGAAUUUGAAUCUGCGCUUCUUGGGCUUUACAAAUGGCUCGAUUACGUCGAUUUGGAAAUUGGCCGAUCCGAGGGCGUUUUCGACGAAUUGAGCGUAGACGAGAAGAAAGUCGUUUACGAGGACACGUUGGCAGACAUAGAGCUCCACAAAAGCGAGUACGAUAAGGUUCUCGAGUUGGGAAAAAGGCUCGUGGAGGAACUGGAGAAUACGAGUGAAUCGAGCGAUGACGCGAAGAAGAAAUUAGAAGAUAUACAACAUUGCUGGUCGGCUACGAGUAAUCGUCUACAAGAAAUAAGGAAUCGCAUAGCCUACUUGGAGGAAGUAAAGAAAUUUCGUAACGAGUUGGAUAGCUUAAACAUGAUGUUAGAUAGUUACACCAAAUGGUUCGAGACGAAUAAAGCGAAUAAUCAAAUAGAUAUUUUCAGGGUAAAAAUGAAGUCGAUGAAGUCUCACGACGAGCGUGUCAAAAAAUUAAUCGACAAAGCCGAAGAGCUCUUAGAGAAGAAUCAAUCGGUAGUAGACGAAAGUAAUAAACUAGACGCCGACACGAAAACGUUGUUCUCCGAUUGGGAAAAAAUGCAGAAAUUAUUGUCCGAUCGGCUUAACGAAAUAACCGAUAAGAUUGAAAAAAUACCACCAAAGAAAUAUACCGAAUCUAUCACUAAUCUUAUGACGUUCGUCAACAACGUCGAGGGUGUAUUAUUAUCCGAACAUACGGUCAUAUCUGACAAAAAGACGAUGGAAGAACAAGUUAAAAAAUUCCAAGAUCUUGGUAGUACGUUGAAAAAAUAUCAAGAUACGUUCGAUUACGUAAAUUCAACGGGUCAUGAGCUAAUAACGAAAACGAACGACGAUUCUCAAGCGCAAAGAUUGAGAAACGAGUUGCAAGAUCUUAAUACGAAAUGGAGCGAUAUUCCUAUAAUAUUGGAAGAAAGGCAACAAAAUCUUUUAAGAGAUAUAAAAUUGCUAGAGACGUUUGACAAGGAACUUUGUACGCUUGAAAGCUGGCUCGACAAGUCGAUGGCGCAUCUCGAAGAGAUAUCGAAGAACACUGACUUGAACGACAUCAAAAUGACGGAAUAUAAAUUGGAACAGCUACGGGCGUUUUCUCGGGAAAUAGACGAAACGAAACCGAAAGUAGAGGCUCUUCAGAUAUCUACGAAUAAGUUGCUUGAAAACUCGGAGCCCAACUUUGCCAGUGUAUUGAAUAACAAAGUUGAAGAUGUUUCGUGCAAGUGGAACGCGGUUACGGACGACGUUAAAAGUUUGAUUGAUAAAUACGAAGCCGCCUUGAGGAAGAACGACGAGAUCGUAAACGGUAUCGACGACUUUACCAAGUGGUUGUCGGACUUGGAGAAAGAUAUACCGGCUGACGUUAAGAUAACUUCGUCGGUUGAACUUUUUCAAGUUCGUGGCCGAUAUCAGACGUUAAAAGACAAGAUCGAUAAACGGGUAGAAGAAUUUAGAAAUUUAAAUGAAAUGGGGAACGAUAAACUUUUGAGCUCGGAAGGUUCCUCCGUGAAGGAACUAGGAAGGCGGUUCACUUUCUUAAAUGCUCGUUGGACGGACGUCACGGAUCGUAUUUAUGAGCGCUAUAGACACCUGCAGAAUGCUACACACGAGUACGGUGAAUUUCGUGCCUUGGUUGCUCAGGAGAGUGAUUGGUUGGAUAAGUUGGAAAAAAGAUUAAAAAAAUCAACCAAGUGUGCCGCCGACGCGGAGGAAAUCUCGGAGGAACUUGACGAUUUGGAAAAUUAUAUACGAAAUCAUCCAGAGUCUAGACAAGAAAAAAUUCAAGAAAUCGGUAAGCAACUCGUCGAUAGUAACAUCAUGACGCAGUCUAUACAAACGGAUGUGGAGGCUUUAACGAAUCGUUGGGAAAAUCUAAACGGACAGGCAGGUCAGCGAGCCAAGCUGUUGGAAGGAUCGGUGAAGCAAGCGCAACAAUCGGAAGGGCGAAUUCUUGCUCUUCAGCACUCCCUAACGCAAGUAGACUCUGUACUAACCGCACGCCUUGACUGCGAUCUCACUGCAGAUGACUUGCCACAUGAUUAUCAGAAAUUGAUGCAAGAAAUGGAACAUCAAAGUGCUACGCUUAAGGAAAUGGCGGUGCAAAUUGAAACUUAUAAAUCAUCCGGCAAAGAGGAGGCUGCGCACAGACUCGAAGAACAAAUGACUCUGAUUGAGCAAAAAUUCUCCGAAGUCCAGAAAAAGUUUCAACGUUUUCGUUGUUCCACUAACUUGGAACCUAGACUUUCUCGAGCUUUGAGAGAACUUCGAGGUAUAGAAGAAGCUACGUGUCUGUUAGAAUUAUCAUCAGAAGAUCCGGAAGUUAUCGAAGGACAACUCAAACACUGUCUGAGAUUCUAUCAAACUUUAAGCGAAAUCAAAAGCGAGAUCGAGAAUGUCAUAGUUGCUGGUAGAAAAUUAGUCGAAGAAAGAAGUGUCAGUGAGCCAGAGAAGUUUUCGAAAAAAAUUGACACUCUAAAGGAAUUAUACAACAAGCUUGGACUACAGAUAACCGAGUCAAAGUCAAUAUUAGAAACAGCGUUAGAUUUGUCUCGUGAUAUAUAUAAGAGUCUGUCCUACAUGAACAUAUCACUGGAUAGUAUCAACAAGGAAUUGGACGCACAAAAGAAUAUGCCUGAUCUACCUGUCAAUGCGAUAUACGUGCGGGAAACCCUGACGGAAGUUGUACCAAAGUUGAACGUCGUUAAAGAUAAAUUGUUAAGAUCGCAGGACGAGUUUUUAAAGCUUUGCGAUUCUUCGUAUCUCGAGCAACUGAAGGAAAAAUUAUCGGACGUUUUGGUUAAAUUAGCGAAUACGGAGAGAAGAUUACGUCUUUGCAAUAGUUCAGAGGAGGAACCAAAUGUCGACGAGAUAAAGGCGUGGUUGUUACAAGCGGAAGAGAAAUUAAAUAGAUUAGACGCGAUCCCGAUGGAACAAUUGACGGAAUACCACUUCGAACAAUGCAAGGCUAUACAAAGUGAGAUAAUAGAAGCCAAGCCUAAAGUUAGUCAACUUCAACGUUAUGCCUUUUACCCUAAAAUAGCCGAAGUAUGUGAUAAGUGGGAAGAAAUUUCGAAUAAAAUCCAAGAACGGAUCUACAAAGUGAAAGAGAAUUUAUUAAUGAGAACUAAGAAGAAUAAUAAUAAGGGGAGAGACAAUUACGGGAAUGAAAAGUUAUCUAGAAAAUCGGAACAGACUUCGGUAUAUUUAGUUAAGAAGGAAACAAGUUUAUUGGACGAGAACAACGAAGUGUACGGAAUCGGUUACCUUAAUCCAGCAUUCGACGAUAAUCAAUGUGCGAUCAUUAGGACGCCCGAAAGUUCGCCCAUCGAGAUCCCGCAUCGAAGUAGAAAAUCUAGUGCAAAGUCGGACAAGGUGAAAACUAGAAUCGUAGACGUUAACAAAGCCGUUAGACGCAAAUUGGACAUGAGCUCGAUACCCGACGUCGUGCAAACUUCUCAGCCUCAAAGCGUACACAUCGACGAUCUACGCGAUACUCGUUUCUUGCCCUGCGACAUGGCGCAGACAUGUACGCCGGACGAGGAAGAAUUUUUCUUGUCGAAAAAUAGUACCUUGUUCUUUAAAGUGUCCACCAAUACGUUGACCGCAACGGAAUCGAAACCGUUUCAUGCGUCGAACGUACAAGCGAAUCCUUUUCGUAUCGUAGAAGUGAAAGAAAUGGAAAUAGUCAAAUCGGUCGCGUCACCCGAGGAUCACGUCAUUUUACCGAGUGCCAACGUCAGCGUAGGUCUCAUACCGUUAGCCGUUGAAAGGGUAGAGAUCGUCGAGGAUACCGAGACGGAGCCCGAGUCUAUAGACACGGAUACGGAAGAUAGAGAGAGCAGAGAAAAGGUAUCCACGGCGAUUGGUACGAGCGGCGGGAUCGUUGGCAGGAAGAAAGAACUGAUACCGAUUUUGAAGAAGAAGAAGUCGGAGCCGUGUAACGUGUGGAACGUUAAAAAGCUUACUCUUAAAUUGGAUGCGAGUAACGAGAACAAUCCGGCUACGUCGAACGCUCACAACGCUUUAGAACCUAGAAUCAAGGAUCCAAGGACGCAAACUCCGAGGCACGUAUCGGACAAGUCGCACAAGGUGGAAGCGACGGCGGCGAGUCGUUCCUUAAAGGAUAAGGAGAGCGUCGCGGAAUAUUUGAUUCUCGACGACAAUAAAACGUGCACCCAUUCUCCGACCUUGAGAAAACAUGAAAUCGUUGACGAGGAUACGAUCAAAAGGAGGGAGGACGCGGAGACGAUAACGAGAACGCCCACUUACGACCUAGAGAGGCUGUACAAGAAGUCUCCUUUAUUAAAACGCGUUAAGAGUUUCUCGAAAGACGAUACGCUGGAGGAUUGCGAAAGCUUUUAUGGCAGUGACAAGGAGACGGACGACGCAUUGAUAUUUUCCGACGAUACAGAAAUCGAUGUAGCUAGUUCUAGUUCCGAAGGAGAAGAUCCUAAUUUGGGAGAGCACGUUGAGCACCUCUUGGACAAGAUAAAGCUCGAAAACUCGCAACAGGUACUGCAACAGAAAACGGAGCAGAGAGCGUACGGCGAGAAAAGAUCGUACAGUAACUUUUCAAGUUCGUCUAGAGCUAAUUUAGAAAAAAGAAUUUUGGAAUUCGAACGAUCGGCGCAAUUAAUGUUGAACAGAAUGGACGUCAUUCUGAUGACCAUCACUAGUAUCAGCAACGAAAAGGAUCCCGCGAAACGUCUUGAGACACUUAAGGGCGAAAUUAGUAUGCUUGCUCCCGACGCUGCGGCAUUGAUUAGUAAGGGUGACGGUUUAAUUAUGACGGUCCACACGCUGGAUCCUGUACGCGCGGAGAAAAUAAAUAACGAACUUCAAGAUAAAUUAAGGAGCAAGUGGCAUCAGGUGAUGACGGAAACCGAAUCGCGGCGUAUCCAAGCUCAAAGAGCCGAGGAAGCAUUGAGACAGUACAAUAGAAUACUCGUCGAGUUCGAAGAGUGGUUCAGAGACGUACCGCAAAAAUUAGAAGAGGCUAACAAUUACGAGGGACAACUCGAAUCGUUCACCGUCGAGUUCGACGCGAAACAAGAAUUGAUCCACAAGUUUAACGAGCUCAGCGUGGAAUUGAAGAGAUCGAACGUUGCGUUUUCCGAAACCACUCGUUAUAACAUCAACAGCAAGUGGCAAGAGAUCAGUUCGCAGUUCAAAAGAUACAGUGGUAGCAAGGAUAAGGAUAAGCACGUGACCGAUAAGAAGAAGAUGGAAUUGGACGUAGGAGCACCCAACCCUCAAAAUAUUAUAGCUAGAGCCAACAAAAUAAAAGACGCAACGUCGACCGUUUCGAGAUCGUUAAACUCUGCUCCAUUGAAUGGCAAGGACUACGAACUAUUUGGCAAUCAAGAAGAGUGUUUGAAAAAGAUAAGUAACGCGAUAAGCAUACUCAAAACGAACUUGGACGAAUUGAGUUCCGCGGCGGAGAACAUUGCUCGUCAAUCGAAAAAGGAGCAGGUGGAGCACGUCAAGUGUUUGAUCGAAAAAUUGCACGGCGAUUGGAGCAGCAUCAACGAACGUUAUAUCGAGAGAUAUAAUCGUUGGAGUAAAUGCUUGGAAACAUGGAACGAAUUUCAAAAUAUGUGUCGCGCCUUUUCCGAGUGGUUGGAAAAAAGCGAGGACGCGUUGAAAAAGUUACUUUCGCUCCCCUAUUCGAAGGUAUCGAAAACGAAAAUGUUUGAACUGGAGCAAGAAGUUUCCCGCAUGCAAAGAACCAAGAGCAACAUCAAUGCUUCGUAUGCGGAUAUAUCGAGUCGAGCCUCUUCCGAGGACGUUGCGGAAUUGCGUAAUACGAUCGAAAAUAUCAAACAUAAAUGGCAUCGUUUAUUGGCUGAAAUCAAUGCAUACAAGGAAAGAAACUUGGCAAUGGAAAGGAAGGUUUCAAGCGAGAGUAGGAUUACAAAGGCUACUUAUCACAUAAUAGAGCAAGUGAAUUCGUUGCUGCUAUCUAUGGCCAAUCCAUCGGACGAGACGUCCCUUUCGAUAAGAUUGUCCUUGAUCAAGGCGAGAGAAGAAGAACUUUCUUCGCGGAAAAGAGAUACGCAGGUACUUAUGAAUCAGCAAAGUAGUCAUCGAGGGGAAGAUGUGUAUAGCAAACUUUUAGCCGAUAUGGAUAAGGCAAAGUCGAAUCUUUCGAGUCAUCGUGAGUACGUCGAAAGUAAGCUUACUUCUUUAAAGAAAUACAUUAGCUGUUUGGACACCGUAAUGGCAUGGAUUAUGGAGGUUCGUACGAGAUUAAAUAUCGCUCAGGAGCUACCUCAAAACGAGCGAACCGAGGUAGUCGAUAACAUUAGGCUCAACGUCGUGGAUCGCGAGAUGGAGGUGAAAGACGUUUUGGAGAAUUAUACCAAUUUGGAAAAGGAGUGUGAAGCGGCCAAACAACCGAUAUCUAUUGAACUUCAAGAAAAGUUAAAGAAAUUGAGAGAAGAUUGGCAGUUCGUAAAGAACUUUAGCGACGGUCAAAAUCGAGAAGUCGUGACUGCUCUAUCGGAUUCGACUACGGUAGAACAAGCGGAGAGGAGCGUAGGUGGUGGAGCACCGGGGUCGGCGGGUGCAGCCGUAGGGGGCCCUCAGGUUUUGGCGGCCUCCCCUGCCCCCUCGACACCCACGACCCCUGCCGCGACUAGCCCUUCGGCCUCGUCCCCGGCCUCUUCGGUCUCGUCUUCACCUUCGCCCUCCUCGUCGCCGACCUCCGCCCUUCUUGCGGGACUCGAUAAAUCGGUGCUUCAGAUACGCGAUUGGCUUACCGUCGAGGAAGAGAUGCUACGACAGCAGGCAGUGGUCGUCGGCGAUGUCGACGAAAUCAUACAGCUCAUCGACAAACAGAAAAACGUCUUGCGAGAGUUGGAGCAGAAAAAGCCACAAUUGGACGAACUCGUUCACACUGCGGAAAAUCUUCGUGCCGAUACGAACAGACAGCAAUUACAUGGCAAAGUUACGAAGCUGCGGGAGCACUGGGACGAAACGAACUCGAAGGUGAUGCAAAGGAAGACGCAGUUGGAUGCCAUGCUGGGUGAUAGUCAGCGAUACGAGGCGAAGAGAAACGAGGUGGAGGUCUGGCUCGCGCGAAUGGAAACUCGACUGGAAAGAAUGCGGGCCGUCGGCCAUACGGCCGACGUUCUCGAGGCGCAACUUAGAGAACAAAAGUCCUUCCACGCGGAAUUGCAUCAGUACAAGCAUCACAUCGAGCUCUUCAAUCAGCUUACUCAAAAGUUGAUAGCAGUCUAUCAGCAGGACGACACGACUCGCGUGAAGAAGAUGACGGAAACGAUCAAUCAGCGAUACAACAAUCUAAACACCAGCAUCAUCAAUCGAGGAAAACUGCUGCACUCGGCGAUGAACUCCCUCCACAACUUCGACCGGUCUCUAGACAAGUUCUUGGCCUGGCUGAGCGAAGCCGAGUCUUCGAUGGAAGGAUUGGAGGCGGAAGCGGAUCGACUCGGUGGACGACGGGAUCAGGGCGCUCUCAGACGACCGCAACAUCAGCUCAAGGUACGUAAACGAGAUUGUCCGACGAGUCGGCCGUUUGCGGAUCUCCAGUCGGAAAUCGAAACGCACCGGGACGUGUACGCCUCGUUAAACGGCACGGGGCGCAAGCUGUUGAGCUCUUUAGCCAGUCAGGAUGACGCGGUUAUGCUUCAACGUCGAUUGGACGAGAUGAAUCAGAGAUGGCAUCAUCUUAAAGCGAAGAGCAUGGCCAUCAGAAAUCGACUGGAAAGUAAUACGGAACAUUGGAACGCGCUACUGUUAUCGUUACGCGAAUUGAUCGAAUGGGUUAUUAGAAAAGACACCGAACUCACGGGAUUGGGACCCGUUUGCGGCGACGUUGCUGCGUUACAGAAACAACAAGACGACCAUCGUGGCUUCAGAAGGCAGCUCGAGGACAAGCGACCGGUCGUCGAGAACAAUUUGGUCAGCGGUCGUCAGUACAUCGCCAACGAGCCCCCUCUCUCCGACACUUCGGACUCCGAGGCCGGAAGAGAGCUGGAUGGGGAUUCCAGAGGUUACAGAAGCGCCGAGGAACAGGCUCGAGAAUUGACGCGCAGCAUUCGUCGAGAAGUGAACAAACUUUCGGAGCAAUGGAACGCCUUGAUCGAACGUAGCGAUGCGUGGAAACGGAAACUCGAUGACACCGCAAACAAAAUAUGUGUCUUCCAAAAGUGUCUCGAGGAUCUCUCGUCCCGCAUGGCAGCAGCCGAGGCGAUCCAAAGCGGUUGGCAAAAUCCGAGUGAUGCGAACGAGGCGUCGGAAAUGCUCGAACAGUUGCAAAAGUUUGGCGAACGAUUGGUACCCAUUCAGAGGAACAUCGAGGAUACGAACGAUCAAGCUAGCGUUUUCGCGUCGAGCAGCGUCAUCGUUUCUCACGCCCUUUUGGCUAAACUCGAAGAUCUCAAUAGCAGAUGGAAGGUGCUGCAAGUGGCGGUUGACGAGCGUUACAAGUUGCUAAGCGGAUUUGGAAAGGACGGCAGCACUCCUGGUAGUCAGGCUUUCCUCGCGAGCAGCGUGGAACUACCAUGGGAGAGAGCCCUCACGCCCGCCAAAGUGCCUUACUAUAUCAACCACCAACUGGAGACGACGCAUUGGGAUCAUCCGAAAAUGAUCGAGCUGAUGUCCUCGCUGGCGGAUCUGAACGAAGUUCGCUUUUCGGCGUACAGAACCGCGAUGAAAUUGCGCACCGUGCAGAAACGAUUGUGCCUGGAUCUGUUGAGCCUUUCCACCGCUUUGGAGCAAUUCGAUUCGCACGGUCUACGCGCGCAGAACGACAAACUGAUAGACAUUCCCGAUAUGGUGACCGUUUUGACGUCGCUCUACGAGAUCAUAGCGGCUGACAAUCCGACCCAAGUAUCCGUACCUCUGUGCAUCGAUCUGGCGAUAAAUUGGCUCCUUAACGUAUACGACAGUCAACGAACCGGUCAAAUUCGCGUGCUGUCCUUCAAAGUCGGCCUGGUGCUGCUUUGCAAGGGCCACCUGGAAGAAAAGUACAGAUAUCUGUUUCGACUAAUCGCCGAUCCUAAUAGACUGGUGGAUCAACGAAAAUUGGGAUUACUGUUGCACGAUUGCAUACAAGUACCGAGACAAUUGGGCGAAGUGGCAGCCUUUGGCGGAUCCAAUAUCGAGCCGAGCGUACGUAGUUGUUUCGAGAAAGCAGGAAAGGACAAGAACGAGAUCGAGGCCGUACACUUUCUCAGUUGGCUCCAACAAGAACCGCAGAGCAUGGUGUGGUUGCCUGUACUUCAUCGACUCUCCGCUGCCGAGAGCGCCAAGCAUCAGGCAAAGUGCAACAUCUGUAAAGAAUAUCCGAUUAUAGGUUUCAGAUAUCGAUGUUUGAAGUGCUUCAACUUCGACAUGUGCCAGAAUUGCUUCUUCUCCGGUCGAAAAGCGAAGAACCACAAAUUGACCCAUCCGAUGCAGGAAUAUUGCACGGCUACAACCUCGGGCGAGGACGUGCGAGACUUUACGAGAGCGCUACGCAACAAAUUCAAGUCGAAGCGGUACUUCAAGAAACAUCCCAGAGUCGGAUAUCUGCCGGUACAAACCGUGCUCGAGGGAGACGCGUUGGAAAGUCCAGCGCCCUCGCCGCAGCACAGCUCGCUCAGUCAGGACAUGCACUCUCGUUUAGAGAUGUACGCGUCUCGGCUGGCCGAGGUGGAAUUGUCCCGUACGAGAAGCAACUCCACUCCGGACAGCGACGACGAACACCAGUUGAUAGCCCAUUACUGUCAGAGUUUGAACGGCGGUGACAACGUUAACGUACCUAGAAGUCCGGUACAAGUUAUGGCGGCAAUCGAUGCCGAGCAAAGGGAGGAACUCGAAGCGAUGAUACGCGAGCUCGAGGAAGAAAACGCGACGUUGCAGGCCGAAUACGAGAGGCUGCGUUCCAAACAGACGCCAGGAUCGACCCCCGAAGAUGGCCAUGGCACGAGACAACCCGAUUGCGAUAUGAUCGCGGAGGCUAAAUUGUUGAGGCAGCACAAAGGAAGAUUGGAGGCCCGUAUGCAAAUACUCGAAGAUCACAAUCGCCAGUUGGAGGCACAGCUGCAGAGACUCAGGCAAUUGUUGGACGAGCCGAACGCUUCCUCGCCCUCGAAGACGGGAACUCUACAAAUUCGAAGCGUUACCGCGUCUCAAUUGGCGACCGAUUCGCCAGGGAAAAUAAACGGCCAUUACCACGACUCUCCAGGUGGUGGAGGCUCGAACGAGGGCAGAGUGGGCAGCUUAGAGAGACCACCACCCCCGCCGCAUUCUCACAGUAAUCUCUUGAAUAUGGCAGGUGACCUUGGAAAGGCCGUCGGGGAAUUAGUAGCAGUGAUGACCAGUGAAGAUUCAUCCAAGACAAAUGGUCAGGGUGCACCGCCUCCGGCUUUCAAGUAACGACGGGGGACGCAAGCCUUCGUGCUAAACUAUUUUCAUCGACGUCUCGAUACGCACGAAGAUGGAAGAAGGAAGGCGUUAGUUAUCAAGCGCUGAUAUAUCAUCGGCUUUACAAUAUCAAGAAAACAUAAUCUUAAGCACGAAUGAUCGAUAUCGUCAAAUUUUUGGCUCUAAUGCAUAUCAGAAAAGACAAGAGCAUAUGGUAUAUAGUAUAAACGAUUUGUCGCGCAAACGCAGGACCAGGAGACUCGCCAUAGUGGUUUUUUCUAUUUUAUAAGUUUUGAUAUAUACCAUUGUAUAGCUGAAUUUUGUGAAUAAAGACUAAUAAUGGGUUCUUUGGCUUUGGCGAUCUCCUGAUAAGUGCGAAACUUUAACUACAUACAUAUUGAUACGUCAUAUCAUGGAAAGCAAAAGAGAGAGAAAAAAGCAAAAGAAAAGAAACGAAAUUCUAAUCGUAACGAAGAUCCAAAGGGAAGAAGAAAAAUAAAUCGUUAUAUGCUUGCUAGCUGAACUAUACGAGAGGAAAAUAUAAUGAAUUAUAAUAAGUAACACGAUUGAAAAAACAAACACACACGCAAACACACAUACACGCACACAGGAACGAGUAAACGUCACACGUACGAGAAUAUCAUUAACAAUGCAUGCGAAAAAAGUAAUAAAAACAAUGUAUCAAAUUGCAUAUUCUAUAAAUCGUAGGCUAUAUCACAUACCCAUUCUGUUCACUGCCACGGGCUCUCUUCCUCGACAUAACUGAGAAAAGACAGACGCACGAGUGAUUUUAGAUUGAUACGCGCGAUUUUGGAGGGGAGGAGAGAGAGAGAGAGAGAGAGGUACUCCAUUGUACCCAAUUGGCCGCGAUUUUCGAGUUUACGUCGUUACAAUGUUUAUUUACGUACACGCCAAAACACACACGUACACAAAUUCGCGUGCACGCAUAUAGAAUACACGUACACACACAGGUUGAGAACAUUUUCUAUUCGAUGAUAUAAAGAACGUAGCAGGGAGAAAGAGGGACGUGCAUUGCGACUUUCGAGUUUAUUUUUUAUCCAAUUACGUCAGUUUUCCUAUUUUUUAACAAACACAAAUGGCAAUGUCUCUUAUUUAAGCACGCCGAAUGUUACUUAUAUAUUUAAGAGUAUAUCGAUAAGUAUCUAAUUUACAAACUGACAUCAUCUCGUAGAUCGUAUUCUGAUAUGUAAUAAAAGUUGUCUAGAAAAUAAAUCUGUCGUGUUUUCGGAAUAUAGCCACAA